This is a messenger RNA of Lates calcarifer (barramundi perch), 3416 nucleotides long. It is a transcript of the gene cdh16, whose product is annotated as cadherin 16, KSP-cadherin. NCBI's taxonomy places the organism in Eukaryota, Metazoa, Chordata, Actinopteri, Centropomidae. Gene Ontology annotation, cellular component: plasma membrane; catenin complex; adherens junction. Gene Ontology annotation, molecular function: cadherin binding; calcium ion binding. Gene Ontology annotation, biological process: adherens junction organization; cell-cell junction assembly; homophilic cell-cell adhesion. Bases 164 to 2656 code for a protein of 830 amino acids. The transcript has 17 exons. The record is from RefSeq and is a predicted model, not a curated record.
UAAUUUCACAAGUUUAUCCACCUAAAUGAUGACAUCUUAUUUUUGUUUUUUGGCACUGUGAAAUCUUUGUGUAUGAAAGAAUUUCAAUGGUGGUGAAUCAGUAACAAGACAGAAAUUGUGUUGAUUGGUGGGCUGAGGACGUGUGUUUUGAAACGCUGUGAACAUGCUACAUUUACAGGGACUCAUGGCUGACAGGGGAGCUACACCGAUGCUGAUCAUAGCUCUCAUACCGGUGAUACUGGACACAUUCGUGCCAUGCUCUGGGGUAAAUGUUAAGAUUGGUGUACCUGAAAAUUAUGACGGUAUUUUCCCCUGGUAUCUAGCCAAGCUCCAUAGCCUGCCUGGUAAUUACAGUGACCUUGUGGUAACAGGGGAUGAUGAGGGAAUAUUUGGAGUCGAUGCUCAGUUUCUGUAUGCUCUGAAACCACUGGACAGGGAGAAACAGCCAUCUUACUCUCUGCAGGUGUCCUUCAGAGCGUCAGUGCACCGUCAGAGCUUCACCAUUGAGGUGUGUGUCAUCGACAAGAAUGACAAUGUUCCCACUUUUAUAGAAGAGAGCAUGAGAGGCAGCGUGCAGCUCGGGCUUCUCAAAGGGAUCCCAUUCAUGCAAGUGGAAGCGCUGGAUCGUGAUGACCGCAACACUCUCCACGCUGACCUGCGGUUCAGCCUCAUGGAACAGACACCCAGGAUUCCCUCUAGUCAAAUGUUCUUCAUUGACUCCAUCACUGGGGAGGUUUCCCUCACUGAGGAAGGAGCCUCUACUCUGGACCCAGAGAUGUGCGGCCGUUAUAAGCUCUCAGUGAUGGUGAAGGACAUGGCUGGGAAGGCGAAUGCUUUCUUCACCACUGGUAUUGUUACUGUUGAGGUGACUGGAAACACCUGGGCAUCACCCGACCCUGUACGACUUCAGGAGAAUCUCCCAGGCCCUUACCCCAUCCCCAUCUCACAGGUCAAAUGGAGUGGCAGCCAGGCAGAGUACAGUCUGGAGGGGGAGUUUCCAGAGAUGCUCUUCACCAUCAGUAGAGAGGGAGUCAUUUAUCUCAACGCCCCUCUGGACAGAGAGACACAAGACCAGUUCCAGAUCAGCAUUGUGGUUGAGCGUCCAGAUGGCAGAGAAAUUGCCAAGCCUGUGGAGCUGAGGGUGAUGGUAGGCGACGCCAAUGAUAACAGACCCACCUUUCCACAAGCACAGUACCAUACUGUGGUCAAGGAACUGGCUGCCCGAGGGACAGAAAUUCUGACAGUGCAGGCAGCCGAUAAUGAUGAUCCCAAGACAGACAAUGUGCGGAUCUUCUACCGUUUAGUCGGACAAAUUCCAGAGAGUCCCCGUGCCCUUUUCAGAGUGGACCGUGACUCAGGGGUCAUCUCUGUCCAAGCAGACAGCAUGGAGGGCACAGCACCGCAGUACACCCUCACCAUCACUGCUGAGGAUGCCAAAGGUCUAAACAGUUCCUGUACUGUGGUUGUGACCGUGCAGGAUGAGAACAACAACCCACCAGUCUUCUCCCAACAUGAGUAUGGCCCCUUUCACAUCCCGGAGGACGCUCCAGUGGGCACCACGGUAACAGCUGUGCUGGCGGGGGAUGCAGAUGUUCGUGGUGGAGACAGCUGGCAGGUGGACUACCGCUUAGAGUCUGGAAACGAGGAGGAGGUCUUUAUGUUAGUGACAGACAAGCAGACCAAUGAGGUCUCACUUGUGCUCUCCAAGGUGUUGGACUUUGAGCGUGAGAGUGAAUACAUCCUGGUGCUCAGCGCUCAGAACCCUGUGGCUCUGGUCCGUGGCCGGUACGGACCUGCAUCCACGGCAACGGUUUCUAUUUAUGUUGACGACGUGAAUGAAGGUCCGAUCCUAUCUCAAAGCCAUUAUGAGGUGACUGUCAGAGAGGGCGAGGAACCAGGACGGGUUAUCGCCACCAUCCGAGGUUAUGACCCUGACUCUCACCCGAUAAGAUACUCUCUUCAAGGAGACACCAAGAAAUACUUUUCAAUUGGGAAAUAUUCUGGAGAACUAAAGACGGUACAGGCCUUGGACAGAGAGGAGAACAGCACAUACACCAUGGAGGUCAUUGCAGUGGAUGGACGAAACUCUUCCUUGUCUGCCUCCACCCUGGUCACUGUCCAAAUCCUGGAUGUGAAUGACAACAGUCCAGUGCUGGUUGGAGACUACUCCUGGAAGUACCUGUGUACACCUCGCUGGGAGGACCAAGCUCUGGUGCUGGCCUCACGGGACAGCGACGGACCGCAGCAUGGAGGACGGCUCAACUUCUCCCUGCGCAGUGAUGCCACAGUUCGACGUAACUGGAAGCUAACUCCUAUUAAUGAUACUCACACCAACCUGUCUUUAAACAUCCCAUACCUGGCUCCAGAGGUCUACACUGUGCCCUUCACCAUCUCUGACAGCAGCUCUCCUCCCAGGAGCACCUUCAUAAACUUGCCAGUCACAGUGUGUCCCUGCAACGUCAGAGGGAACUGCAAAAUGGCUGCCAAGCAGCUGCAGGGCAUGCCAACUAUUCAGUCGGCAGUGGGCAUUCUGCUUGGUACCUUUGCAGUCAUAGGGACUAUCCUCAUUGUUGUAUUUGUGAGACUGUCCUACCAGAACCCCAAAAGGCCGAGCAAAACUAACCAGGAGAGAGUUCCCCUGAAGAUUUCGAUCUAAUCAAAUUGAUAGUGUCUGUCUGCUUACAGUCCAGGCCAAAUGGAUUUAUGUAGCAAUGUUACUUUCAGGACACUGAAUUCAUCAUGUGACCGUGAAUGUCAAAAAUGAAUGUAUAUUUCAGUCAUAGGAUAAAAGUUCAGAUGUUCACUGACGAAAGGCAAAAUCAGAGGAUAUUAUAGAUUAGUCAAGAUGUCUAAUGUAUAAGUGCUUAGACCUGUGCCUGGGACAUGAUGUUGACCUAUGUUUUAAGUUUGUCAUUUUUUAUUGUUGUAGAUCUGUUAAGUUUCAAGAUGCUGACUAUUUACAACAGCAGAGUAUUACGGCCAUGAUCAGGAACAAAAUUUAAAGAUUUGAGAAUGAAAUAAUAAUAUUACAAUUAUCUUUUUAUUUCAACUUUACCCUCAAAAUCUGUUUUUUUUCUAACCUUGGCCCUAAUAGUCUGUCGUAAUUUACAUGGCAUGUACCUGUUCAUUCGUUUAUGAUGACACAUGUGGUCACUGAGCUGUAAUGGUAUUUCCUCUUUAGAUGAAUUGCUACAAAACGAUCAUGAAUUAGAGGACACAUGCCUGUAAAUGCUGACAUAUGAUUGAAUCUAAUGUAACACAACAUACUUCACCACAUACUGUACCAAUUUAAACCUCUCAUACCUGUAGCAAUGAAUUUGGUAAUCACUCACUUACUGCAUGAAAUCUUUUCUUUUCUACCCUGUAGCUACAUGCAGUGUUCCACAUAAUAAACCAUAACACUUGUAAUCUAAUGA